AUGAUAAGUACUGCUAAACGAUCUGUCCUAUUGUGCUCGAGUCAUAGCACAUGUCCACUUAUAAUAUAUCGAAUGCAGUCUACUGUCCCUUUGCUGUCUAAUGAUUUAUAUAUAUCAAGAAUCAGAGCCAUCGCAUCCAAGCGAGAGGACGAUUUGAAACUCCAUUCAAGUACAUUCGAACCCAUACCUACAUUUCUACGAUCCAGAGUGAAAAGAGAUCUUGUUGGGAGGAUUAAUCUACGUGAAAAAAUGAAUGAAGAAGACAAACGUUACUUAAAGCAGAAGAUGAGCUCACUACAAUCGUAUCUAAAACUAGAUUUCAAUACAGACGAGUUGAUAUGCAUUGCCUAUGGAUCAACAAAUAUGGAAUUGAAGUUGAAAAACAGUAUAAUGGAGACCGACACAUUACGUGAGUUGGGCAAGUCAAGGUUCAAACUCAGUCUCCUCAAGAACACGAUCUUUAUCGAUGAUAGAUAUUUGACUGCUACUCCUUUGGAAUUAAGUUCAGAUUUGGACGUUUUCAACAAUGAAGAUAUUCUUUACGAGUUUCUAAAAGUAAAUCAACUACACAGACACAGUUUGCUUAACCGGGAAUUGUUGAUCAAUAUACAGCUACCGAGAAAAGAGUAUGUAAUGAAACGGCACAUGCUUUGGAGGCAGGCAGCCAUUGGCAGUUUCUAUACCAUGUUGGGAAUAGUUAUGGUCAAGUAUCACAACGGGAAAAUAUUGGACAAAUUGAUAACUGACAAAAUAAUCAAUGGCAAAAGAGGUGUUAUUAAAAUAGUACAAAGAAAUCUAUAA
Candida dubliniensis CD36 is the source of this 801-nucleotide messenger RNA. RefSeq lists its product as uncharacterized. Bases 1 to 801 code for a protein of 266 amino acids. The record is from RefSeq and is a predicted model, not a curated record. Lineage: Eukaryota; Fungi; Ascomycota; Pichiomycetes; Serinales; Debaryomycetaceae. The transcript has a single exon.